UACAAUAACUUCAUCAUCUUUCCAAUAUUAAUAUUGGAUAAUGUCGGGUCAAUAUUGCCUUAAAGACAGGGAAAACCAUUCUAUGUUUUAUUUCCUGUAAACAACACAUCACGUGACCCGUGUGUCUGGAUAUAUAUGGUUCUUGUUUAUCUCAGAUAUCAUAUCUGAGCAAUUUAACGACUAAUCACAUGAAAUGUUUUCACUGUAGAAAGAGACAUGCUUCUGGCGUUUAUUCUUUCUCUUGUAGUUUUGAAGCUACACUGUUGUCAAGGAAGUUAUUACAGUGUACGUCUGGUUGGCGGAUCAUCUUUCUAUGAGGGUCGUGUAGAGGUUUUCUACAAUGGUCAAUGGGGAACGAUCUGUGAUGACCAUUGGGAUCUGAACGAUGCUAAUGUGGUCUGCCGUUCACUGGGUCUACCAAGUGCUACAAGUGCGCCACACAGCGCAUUCUUCGGCCAGGGAAGUGGUCCAAUCUGGUUGGAUAAUGUUAACUGUCAUGGAAAUGAAACUUCUCCAAGUCAAUGCUCACAUGGUGGAUGGGGAACACACAACUGUGGGCAUAGUGAAGAUGCUAGUGUUAUCUGUGGAUUACCUGCCUCGAGAACUCGUAUUAUGGGAGGAACAAAUGGAAAAAGUGGUCGUGUAGAGGUUUUCUACAAUGGUCAGUGGGGAACAGUCUGUGAUGAUUCUUGGGAUAUUAACGAUGCAAAUGUGGUCUGCCAUUCUCUGGGUCUACCAAGAGCUACAAGCGCGCCACACAGCGCAUUCUUCGGUCAAGGAAGUGAUCCAAUAUGGCUGGACGAUGUUAACUGUCAAGGAACUGAAUCUUCACUGAGUCAAUGCUCACAUGGUGGCUGGGGAACACACAACUGUGGUCAUGGAGAAGAUGCAAGUGUUAUUUGCUCCCUACCACAAUACACCUUACGUCUUGUUGGAGGAUCAAACGAAAAUGAAGGUCGUGUAGAAGUUUUCUACAAUGGUACAUGGGGAACGAUCUGUGAUGACCAUUGGGAUCUUAACGAUGCCAAGGUUAUUUGUCGUUCUCUGGGUCUACCAAGUGCUACCAGUGCGCCACACAGCGCAUUCUUUGGUCAAGGAAGUGGUCCAAUAUGGCUGGAUAAUGUUUACUGUCAAGGAACUGAAUCUUCUCCAAUUCAAUGCUCACAUCGUGGAUGGGGAUUACAUGAUUGCAGUCAUGGAGAGGAUGCAAGUGUUAUAUGCGGUUAUCCCCAAUACACAUUACGUCUUGUUGGAGGAUCAAAUGGAAAUGUAGGUCGUGUAGAAGUUUUCUACAAUGGUCAGUGGGGAACGGUCUGUGAUGACGCCUGGGAUCUUUACGAUGCUAAAGUGGUCUGUCGUUCUCUGGGUCUACCAAGUGCUACUAGUGCGCUACAAAGCGCAUUCUUUGGUCAGGGAAGUGGUCCAAUCUGGAUGGAUAAUGUUUACUGUCAAGGAACUGAAACUUCUCUGAGUCAAUGUUCACAUAAUGGAUGGCGAUCACAUGAUUGCAGUCAUGGAGAGGAUGCUAGCGUUGUUUGUGGUUAUCCCCAAUAUACGUUACGCCUAGCUGGAGGAUCAAAGGCAAACGAAGGACGAGUAGAGAUUUUCUACAAUCAGCAGUGGGGGACGAUUUGUGAUGACAGCUGGGAUCUUGAUGAUGCUGAUGUUGUCUGUCGUUCUUUUGGUUUCACAAAAGCAAUAAGCGCAGCGCACAGCGCAGCAUAUGGUCAGGGAAGUGGUCAAAUAUGGCUGGAUAAUGUUAACUGUCAAGGAACUGAAUCUUCACUGAGUCAAUGUUCACAUAAUGGUUGGGGAACACACAACUGUGGUCAUAGUGAAGAUGCUAGUGUUAUUUGCAGUAAGUUACAACAAUAUG
Actinia tenebrosa (Australian red waratah sea anemone) is the source of this 1876-nucleotide messenger RNA. RefSeq lists its product as uncharacterized. Gene Ontology annotation, molecular function: calcium ion binding. Lineage: Eukaryota; Metazoa; Cnidaria; Anthozoa; Actiniaria; Actiniidae. Gene Ontology annotation, cellular component: membrane. The record is from RefSeq and is a predicted model, not a curated record. Gene Ontology annotation, biological process: cell-matrix adhesion.